Triplophysa dalaica is the source of this 4595-nucleotide messenger RNA. RefSeq names its product bromodomain containing 3b (gene brd3b). Gene Ontology annotation, biological process: chromatin remodeling; regulation of DNA-templated transcription. Gene Ontology annotation, cellular component: chromatin; nucleus. Bases 237 to 2420 code for a protein of 727 amino acids. The record is from RefSeq and is a predicted model, not a curated record. NCBI's taxonomy places the organism in Eukaryota, Metazoa, Chordata, Actinopteri, Cypriniformes, Nemacheilidae. The transcript has 13 exons.
CACUACCCAACCAGUGUCGACCCCAGCCAUCUAUUAUGCUUCUUCGCAAUAAAAGCUACCCGAAAAUCUGCAAGGAAAACGCCACCGGAUCCGCUUGGAGUGAAAAGUGCUGACACUCAGGUCCUGAGAUGGGAUGCGUGUGUCAAGGUGGGACUAAGGAGCAAGAGGAUCAUUGUAACUGAGCAAAGAGACGUACAGGCGUCAUUCAAGCGACUUGUUCCCUUUAAUCGGUCAGUAUGUCGGUGGUCACGUCCCCUGCCCAGGGGCCUCCGCCUAUCGUGAACCCUCCCCCACCUGAGGUCACGAACCCCAGCAAGCCGGGCCGGAAAACAAACCAGCUACAGUACAUGCAGAAUGUUGUGGUGAAGACUCUGUGGAAACAUCAGUUCGCCUGGCCCUUUUACACACCUGUGGAUGCCAUCAAAUUAAAUCUGCCGGACUACCAUAAGGUUAUCAAGAAUCCAAUGGACAUGGGAACCAUAAAGAAGCGACUUGAGAAUAAUUACUAUUGGACUGCUGGUGAAUGCAUGCAGGACUUUAACACUAUGUUCACAAACUGUUACAUCUACAACAAGCCCACAGAUGACAUUGUUCUGAUGGCUCAAGCUUUAGAAAAGAUUUUCCUUCAGAAGGUAGCUCAGAUGCCCCAGGAGGAGGUGGAACUUCUACCUCCGCCACCAAAGGGUAAAGCACGGAAACCCGGGCCACCUCCUGCUUCAGAAAACCAACAAUCAAUUGCACUGACUCCAGGCUCUCCAUCUUCAUCAUGCCCGAGUUCCCCCCCUCAGCUGGCUCAGACUCCUGUAAUAGCCGCCACUCCGGUCUCGACCAUCACCUCCAACGUGCAGGCGGUGCCCCCUGCCGCACCAAUGAUGCCAACUGCGCAGCCUGUCGUCAAAAAGAAAGGGGUGAAACGGAAAGCGGACACUACCACGCCCACAACCUGCGUGAUCACCGCCAGCAGAAGCGAGUCGCCCACCGCAGGGCUGGAGUCCAAACACAGUAAAGUUAUUUCUAGACGAGAGAGCACGGGCCGACCCAUCAAACCUCCCAAAAAAGACCUGGAAGAUGAAGACGUACUACAGCAGGGCAACAAGAAAAGCAAGCUCAAUGACCAUCUGAAAUACUGUGACACUAUACUCAAAGAGAUGCUUUCCAAGAAGCAAGCGGCGUACGCGUGGCCCUUCUACAAACCCGUAGAUGCCGAGGCCCUUGAGCUGCAUGACUAUCACGAAAUCAUCAAGCAGCCGAUGGACCUCAGCACGGUCAAAAAAAAGAUGGACGGUCGGGAAUACCCAGAUGCCCAAAGUUUUGCAGCAGACGUUCGGUUAAUGUUCUCAAAUUGUUACAAGUACAACCCGCCUGAUCAUGAGGUCGUCGCCAUGGCAAGAAAACUACAGGAUGUGUUCGAGAUGAAGUUCGCCAAGAUGCCAGACGAGCCUGCGGAACCGUCAUCCCCGAGCGCGGUGUCGGCCACAGCGGUGGUGAGCAAAAGCACAGGCAGCAGCGAGAGCAGCGCGGACUCCUCCAGCUCAAGCUCGGACUCUGAGGAGGAACGGGCCACCCGAUUGGCCGAGCUGCAGGAACAGCAAACUACGGAGCACCCCAAUGGUAACAGGGCGGGGACAAAAAACGGGUGUCCCAAACGUUUUCAGCUUAAGGCUGUUCAUGAACAGCUAGCCGCUCUGUCACAGGGUCCUGUGAGCAAACCAAAGAAAAAGAAAGAGAAGAAGGAAAAAGAAAAGAAGAAGAAAGACAAAGAGAAAGACAAAAUCAAAGUCAAAGCAGAAGACGACAAAAAGGCAAAGGCCUCGCAGCCGAAUAAACAAGCGCCGCCGAAAAAGACCUCAGCACGGAAACCUAACAGCACGUCUACCACGAGGCAACCGAAAAAGGGAGGCAAACCUGGCGCGACAAACUACGAGUCCGACGAAGAGGAGUCUCUCCCCAUGUCUUACGACGAAAAGCGGCAGCUCAGCUUGGACAUCAACCGGUUGCCGGGUGAGAAACUGGGCCGCGUGGUCCACAUCAUCCAGUCACGGGAGCCGUCGCUUCGAGACUCCAACCCGGACGAGAUCGAGAUCGACUUUGAAACACUCAAGCCCUCCACGUUGCGGGAGCUUGAGCGAUACGUCAAGUCCUGUUUACAGAAAAAGCAACGCAAACCGUUACCGGGCACUGGGAAAAAGAGUGCCAAGUCUAAAGAGGAACUGGUUCAGGAAAAGAAGAAAGAGUUAGAAAAGAGGCUACAGGACGUGAGUGGACAACUCAACAACAACAAGAAACCACCCAAAAAAGCAGAGAAGGCGGGGUCAGCGCAGGGGGGCGGGCCAUCUCGGCUGAGUGGCAGCAGCAGUUCCUCCGAUUCGGGCAGCAGCAGCUCCAGCGGCUCCAGCUCCGAGAGCAGUGACUCUGACUGACCUGAGAUCAGCGCGUCACAUACUUCAGCCUCCUCUAUUUUCUAAAGAGUAGUGUGUGUUGUCAUGAUAGUAUCUCUCUGAAGGUCCGUUUUCUAAUGAGAUAGAAGCAUUACAGAUGGCAGAGGAUAUUUUACAAUAGUUUGUAGAAAUGCUCUCGGCUCAGACUGAGGGAAGUUUGGGAAUAGUUCAGGCAGUUUAAGGUUAUUUCGCUAACCCUCAAAGGGAAUCGCCUGGUAUCACCAGAGGUAAAAAGACAAAAAAAACGUUAUUUUUUUGAAAAUAUGUAAGUUGUGGAGGUAAAACGGUUUGUGUGUGUGUGUGUGUCAGCUGUUUGUUUUCUUUCUGGUUUUCGUUCAGUCGCUGCUCGGUUAGCUCCAUAUUGAAAACAUACUUUAGUGGAAAACGGACAAAUGCCCGGCCCCGUUUUACCGAUCGUGUAGCAAGGUCUGAAGGAACAAAACGAUCAACCUUCCUGCUCUGGUGGGGUUCAGUCAUGUUAGCAUGACUAUUCAACUCAUUCCACAAUUAUUUUACUGACUAUAAUACUCUUCGUUGUUACCAUUUUUAAAAGGAACUAUUUAUUUUUUUUGUAUUCAGAAAGGCACAGUCAGGCGUGUUCUCGACUUUACACAAAUGUUUUCUUGACGGUUUAAAUGUAAGAAUUGGUUCACCAGGACUCAAUGCAGUGUCUGCCAACCCAGGUGUCGGUAUCAAUAUUAAACCAUCUCACCGUAAUUUUGGCUGUUUCGACACUGUACACUUUCUCUUCCGGUGCUCAGUAUUUGUUGUAGAUUUUUUGUUUGUUUGUUUCGAUCUAUAACAUACACUUGUUUGUUUUAUAUUUGGUUUGUUUUCUGUAUUUUUUUACUAUUGAUAUGUAGGUGCCCCUGAGUGUUUCUCUUCUUCAUCUUUACCAAGUCCACUCAUAGGACAAUCAAGUUGUGUUUUAAGUUCACUGUGUUAUGGAGGCGUUUAAGAGUGACCGAAUACACUUAAAGGUGGUCAAAAUAAUGACGAAAUGCAUUCAGAAAUACCCUCAAGUCUAACAUUUGGAGUACAUUUCUCUCUAAAAGUAAUUUCUGGAGACAUAAAGAAAAAUAGCUUGGACAAGUAGCCACUUCAAGGAAUCUUGAGAAAGAGUUGGACAGUUUUCUCUGUGAAGACUUUAAUCACCAGUGCUAGAUUUCAAUUCAGAAGGACGUGUGUUUGACAGUAGUUAUUAGUUGGAAGUAUUACAACUAAUGUUUUAAGUUUUAGUAAUAACUUUAUUUCUUGGGGGGCGGAAAUGCUGUAUUGAAUGCUUUCAAUGGUACCUAAACACAUGUAUACGGAAUAGUUUAUUUGGAAUGGGCCAUGACUGAAAAUCUUUAUAAAAUAUGAAUGUACUAAAGUUUACUUUUCCCUUUUUUUCCUGUUGCUGCAGCAGUACCACUCUUGCACUGUUGGUUUGUGGUUUUUGGCAAGGACUUAUUUCAUUUACAGUACCGAAUUCAAAUAUCUUAAAACCCUUAAAAUCAUCGGAUGUGUUCUUGUUGCCUUAAUGUUACUUGGCACAGUGUAGGUAAAUGCUUCUGAUAUAACAAAUCGAGUUGAAUCCAAUGUGUAUACAUGUAAACGUCAAAACCCUCAUGUAAAGUGACUUAAUGGGUUUCUUACAUUUAGUUUAGUUAUGUUUUGCUUUUCUUUCGUCAUUGUAUUGCAUUACGUUGUUCAAGCUCAGUCUUUCAUUGGACUAUAUGUUGUUUUUAAAGUCAUUUCUGUUACAGCUCCUCUUGCUCGAUUCCUCCAGCAGAGCUUGACAACUGGGGUUCUCAAGGCAGAGAAAAUAAUACAGAGAUAUAAAAAUGCAUAGGAUAUAUAAUUACAGAUAAAUGUAUAUUCACUACUUAUUCCUCAUCUCUGUCUUGGGUCUAAAUAUUCGAGUUCUUUUUUAUGAGAAACAUUUGUGUAUUGCAUGCUAAUUUACAGUAUAUUUCUUAACUUUUUUGAGCAGUUUAUAACAUGUAAAUGUCAUUCGAGUCAAAUUUUAAAAUGGGUAGCGCUACAUAUAUUGAGUUCAAGUUGACAAGUAUGUUUUGGGACAGACUUACAUGGUGAUAUCUGAUGUAUAAGCUAAACUGAGAUUUGGACACUGAGCCCCUUCGUUUUUCGUAAAUAAACCACAAAAAACCCAUA